AUGUCGCGCCAACUCAUUUCCAGCGAGAAGUUCCCCCCCAAGCCCCACAACUGCCCCGCUACCAAGGUCCCGGGUCUUGUGUUCUGUGCUGGACAGACUGCCACCGGAGAGAUUAAGCAGGCCACGAGAACUGUUCUUCAGAACCUCAAGGAGGUCCUCGAGCUUUCGGGAUCUUCCCUUGAGCAGGUUGUCAAGUACAACGUCUACCUUGCCGACAUGAAGGAUUUCGCCGCCAUGAACGAGGUGUACAUCGAGUUCCUUCCCAAGCCCAUGCCCUCGCGAUCUUGCCUCCAGGCUCUUCCCCCUGGUGAUGGUACUGUUAUCGAGAUUGAGUGCAUCGCUCAGGCUUAG
Molecule: messenger RNA, 351 nt
Organism: Fusarium keratoplasticum
Lineage: Eukaryota; Fungi; Ascomycota; Sordariomycetes; Hypocreales; Nectriaceae
Exons: 3
Coding region: 1-351 (116 amino acids)
Cellular component (GO): cytosol; mitochondrion
Molecular function (GO): deaminase activity
Source: RefSeq, a predicted model, not a curated record